GCUUGCAGUAGCCACUAGCCAAGCGCUCACCAUCACGAAGUCACGCUUCUAGCUGUAGCGCGCGUCAGCCGAACCAUCUAGCGGGGUGCGGCUCUGCUCUGGUACUACUUGCCUCCAAGCCUCGCCCAUGCGCAGCGCCAUCGCACGCGAUUCCUAGCUCUUCUCGUUUCUUUUCUUCUCAGCGCAGGAGGUCACCCUCGGUUGCUUGCUUGUUUCUCUGCGGAUACCACAAAGACGGCGGCUAUCAUCGUCGAGUGAUCUGCGGAUAUUCGUGCAGGGCGUUUCUGUUACCUGGCAUGUCAAAUUUUAUUAGAAAGGAUACGAUGUUUAGGAGUGCAGCAAUUUUGCGAUGGUCUUGCCAAGCAGCCAGUGUUCGGAGUCCCAGAGAGGCAUCUCCUGAGCAGUGUUUAUAUUCUGGAGUUCCUUGGAGAUGGUUCAGCUGUGCUGAGCUUGAGCACUCUGAAAAGCUGGGCACUUAUCCCGUAAGAAUAGAAAAAAGCAGCACGAUGCAUUUUACAGUUCAUUCAAAGAAUUGUUGGUUGGUUACGGCAAAGCAUCACUACAACCAAUCACUGGGGUUCUCAGGUGUAUCAAGUCUUCGUCGCAUGUCUUCCUCGUAUACUAGAACUAAACCAGAUGGUCUUGAAAAUGCUGUCUCAGAGGUUUCUUCUACAGGAUCUUCUAAAGUUGACAACACAGAUGGUGGUGGAAACACCUGGAUUGAUAUGUCAGAAGAUGCUCAUCGUUCUGCUGUUGAUGCUAGCACUGCUGCAGGCAACAACAUAAAGCGUCCGAAUGAUGCAAUUACACUUCAUUUCCAAGAGUUAUUUGGUAAUCACACAGAUCUAGAAAAGGUAAUUGUUCCACUUGGUGGGACACUGAUCGGUACAGCAAUGGCAUGGUUUGUAAUGCCUAUUGUUCUAAGAAAGCUGCACAAGUAUGCAUCAGAUGGUCCCCUUAGGACACUCUGGGGAGACUCUACUAAGAAACAUGUGUCUUAUGAAACAAGCUUGUGGAGUGCACUGGAAGAUCCUGCAAAAUAUAUGAUCACAUUUAUGGCAUUUUCGCAGAUGGCUGCAGUUAUUGAACCAGGCAUUUCAGAUUAUCUUCCACAGGCAUGGAAGGGGGCAUUUGCUGUCUCUUUAGUGUGGUUCCUUCACAGGUGGAAGACUAACUUCAUUGGCCAUGCUAUGGCCAAACAAGCUGCUACAAGAACUGACCGUGAAAGAUUGUCAGCAUUUGAUAAGGUGUCAUCACUAGGACUGAUAGCACUUGGAGUUAUAGCUCUUGCUGAAGCUUGUGGUGUACCUGUGCAGUCAAUAUUAACUGUUGGUGGUGUUGGAGGUGUUGCUACUGCUUUUGCGGCAAGAGAUAUCCUUGGUAACAUGCUGAGUGGAUUCUCUAUACAAUUUUCAAGGCCAUUCUCAGUUGGAGACUAUAUCAAGGCUGGUUCAAUAGAAGGGCAAGUUGUUGAAAUUGGAUUGACCUCUACUUCGUUGAUAAAUACAGAAAAGCUCCCUGUUGUAGUCCCUAACUCACUUUUCUCCAGCCAAAUGAUAGUGAACAAAUCAAGGGCCCAGUGGCAUGCUAGUGUGGCCAAACUUCCCAUAAGAAUUGAAGACAUCGAAAAGGUUCCUGCUAUAACAGAGGAGAUAAAAGUAAUGUUGACGUCCAACUCAAAAAUUGACGCUGCAUACUGCUAUCUCUCACGGUUAGAAAUUUCAAGUGGAGAGCUUACCAUUGGUUGCAAUAUCAAAAGCACGAAAACAGAGGAGUGGUCAUCUACAGAACAAGACAUUCUCCUGAAAGCUGCCAGUAUCAUCAAGCGACAUAAACUUUGGACUCCCGUGUAAACGUGUAAUUCUAGUCCUUUAAACUUGUCUAUUGUCGCAUUAACAGCAUGUGUAGAUAGAUGUGUUCAUAUACGGACAAAAGAACAAGAGCUGGCAUGAUCAAUGCUCAUAUGGGCAGGGAUGUGUAGAUGUUCAUUCUUUUUUCUCUUCUAUAUUUACUGUUACAGGAAUAAAGGACAAAGUGAAAGUGAUGAAUUACCUAUACAACUUGUCUGUGUGAUAAUUAC
Messenger RNA from Sorghum bicolor (sorghum), 2080 nucleotides. RefSeq names its product mechanosensitive ion channel protein 1, mitochondrial. The coding region runs from base 297 to 1853 and encodes 518 amino acids. The transcript has 8 exons. NCBI's taxonomy places the organism in Eukaryota, Viridiplantae, Streptophyta, Magnoliopsida, Poales, Poaceae. Gene Ontology annotation, cellular component: membrane. The record is from RefSeq and is a predicted model, not a curated record. Gene Ontology annotation, biological process: transmembrane transport.